Messenger RNA from Soboliphyme baturini, 1191 nucleotides. NCBI's taxonomy places the organism in Eukaryota, Metazoa, Nematoda, Enoplea, Dioctophymatida, Soboliphymatidae. The record is from the annotation of a GenBank genome assembly.
UUGUUUUUAGGGUCAUUCUGGCAUGAGCUGUCUGGCAGUUCAUUAGGGGAUGUUCUCUUCAGGGUUGUACGGAACAGCUCGCCACUCGCCUUGCCAUUCGCCGUCGUCGUAAAGUUCCCGUCAUUGAUCACGUUUCAUGCGCGCAUGUAUCCGGCAUCGGUGUACUCGCAGUUCGAGUCACGCAAUUUUUUGCUACGAGAAUUCGGCUCAGAUCCACGGUUGAUGCCUGCGGCCGCUGCUGCUGCGGCAGCCCGAUUCAGCUUCAUGAAUCCGCCUGUGGUCGGCGGCGCCGGGGUACAUUUGUCCUCAACCCUUACGCCGUUCCAUUCGUUGGGCCAUGUAACGGCAGCGGCAGCAGCCAAUGGUACGAAUACGUCAUUGAUCAACGCCGCCUACUUUUACUCGCACCUAUCGGCGCCGUCCGGUUACGAUGGAAGAGGGCCGGCCGUCAUCCCUUACUUCGAUGACAGAUAUUCAGGAUCAUACUUUCCGGCCGAUUCUUCCGCGUUCGUUCCUCCUCCUCCCCAUCGUCAGUUCAACGUCCUUCAGCCGUUGUCCUCGUCAUCGUUGGACUACUCGGAUGUAGUUGUCGGUGGUUCCCGUGGUGGACAUUGUGGCAGUGUCGUUGCUGUAGCCGCUACGACCGAUGCCGCCGGUAGGAAACAAGAGCAUAAGAUGGACGUGGUAUUGGAAAUAGACGGUGAGAGAGAACGCGAUGCGCGGAUGUUGUCAUUUUCCGGCGUUGACUCUGUCAAAAACAGAACAAUCAGUGUCGGUCACGGUAAAGGGGAUAGCAGUCCCGAGUAUGUUUCGUCGAUCAACUGUGAAGGUAAUGAAACGUCGGCGACAAAAUCAGACCCAAACGAUGAUGAUCCUCUCGAAGUGGACAUCGCAGACAAGAACGUGGACCCCAGUGACGACGUUGUGCAUGCAACUUCGUCCUGCGCGUCGCUGACCUCAUUCGCGAACUGCUUCGUUAAAGGAACAUCAGUACUUCUAGCCAAUGGUAAAGUAAAGCACGUCGAAGACCUUGUAGCCGAAGAUUUCAUGAAAAGUGGCUUCGCUAGCCAACAGCUCUGCGUAAAAAAUUGUAGCCUCUUGAAAAUCACUCAGCGAACCCAAGGACGGGUGUUGCUUCAUCUUUUGAUCGACGGUUUGAGUAGCCAGGUAAUAUUUGCCACAUUUUAUUGA